AUGCUUCACUCUCCGCUGAAAACAGCGCUGGCGUAUGAAUGUUUCCAAGACCAGGCCAGUUCCACGUUGGCCUUGCCCUCGGAUCACAAGCUGAAAACUAAGGGCACAGGAAAACAGAGGGUCCAAGAACAAGUGAUGAUGACGGUGAAACGGCAGAAGCAGAAAUCGUCCGUGUCAUCGAGCAUGGGCCACUCCAACCGAGGUUCCAUGUACGAUAGUCUAGCUGAUGGUUACGGCUAUGGGACAUCCCGGGGCAGCUAUUAUGCCAAAACCCAAACAGGAAACAGCAACUGGGGAUAUCCGCUGUACAACGGGACGCUGAAGCGGGAUGCGGAGAACAGACGCUACAGCUCGUACAGCCAGAUGGAGGGCUGGGGCAGCAAGCACUACAGCAAGGCUGCUGUCUGCAGCCCCGCCAGGGCCGGCAGCGACUACUGCUUCGUGCAGAACAUCAAGAGCAGCCGCAGCGAGCCGGACCUCUACUGCGAGCCACCCCGCGGCACGCUGAGGAAGACUCAGGUGGGGGGCCGGGCAGAGCACAAGGCAACCUUGAACCGCCAGAGCAUCUACAGCAGCUGUAGCACCCAGCAAGGAACUACCAGGACAAGUAAAAAAAUGCCAGCGCGGGCCCUCUCCUGCCCCUCCAGCAACAAAGCCGAUGUGGUCUAUGCCCAACCCAUGAUGAGCAGCAAGCAGGACGUGGUUUACGGACAGGCUCAGUCCAGCUCCAA
Messenger RNA from Tinamus guttatus (white-throated tinamou), 731 nucleotides. The record is from RefSeq and is a predicted model, not a curated record. NCBI's taxonomy places the organism in Eukaryota, Metazoa, Chordata, Aves, Tinamiformes, Tinamidae.